Chenopodium quinoa (quinoa) is the source of this 1287-nucleotide messenger RNA. Its product is annotated as protein FAR-RED IMPAIRED RESPONSE 1-like. Bases 1 to 1287 code for a protein of 428 amino acids. The record is from RefSeq and is a predicted model, not a curated record. The transcript has 3 exons. Lineage: Eukaryota; Viridiplantae; Streptophyta; Magnoliopsida; Caryophyllales; Amaranthaceae. Gene Ontology annotation, biological process: regulation of DNA-templated transcription. Gene Ontology annotation, molecular function: zinc ion binding.
AUGGAGGAUAGAAAACCAACUUCAAUAUUCACUGACCAGGACCAAGCAAUGGCAAAUGCUAUACUGGAGGUGAUUCCUAAUACAAGACAUAGACUUUGUAUAUGGCAUUUGGAGCAAAAUGCCAUAACCAGAUUUGGAGCUCUUAAAAAAGACAAAGAAUUCAAAUUUGCAUUCAACCAGUGCUUAAAGAUGUGUGUGACAGAACAAGAAUUCGAAGCAAAGUGGCAAGCAAUGUUGCAAAAAUAUGAGUUGACAGAACACUCUUGGUACAAAAGAGUGUAUGAGUUGAAAGACAAAUGGUGUCCUGCCCUUUGUAGAGAUUUCUUUUCAGCGGGGAUCUUAUCGUCACAAAGGAGUGAAAGCACUAAUCAUGCCAUAGGAUUCAGAGCAAGUAAAGCAACUACUUUGACAGAAUUUUAUACCAUAUUUAAGAAGACAACUAAGCGUUGGAGAAGCACAGAGAAAUAUGAUGAGUUUACCUGUAGCAAGUCAAUAGCAUUCACUUCAUUGCCUCUAUUUGGAAUGCUAAAGCAUGCUGCACAGGUUUUCACUUUAUCACUCUUUAGAAAUUUUGAAGAGGAGUUUGGAUACUAUAUGGCAACAACUGUUCAGAUUUUAGGCAGUAAUGAAGAAUGCCUACUUUAUCAAGUAACACUAGAAGACAAGCCAUGGUCUGCACAUCAAGUAAACUAUAUACAAGAGAGCCAAACUGUAUGGUGUACUUGCAAAAACUUUGAAGCAUCUGGAUGGUUAUGUUAUCAUUGCAUCAGAAUUCUACAUUUGCAUUCAGUAACAAGAAUACCAGACAAGUAUGUUUCAAAAAGAUGGACUAAGUUUGCAAAAACAGAGGCAUGGGAUAGGUUGAAGAAUCAGGAUCCUAAACAGCAAUAUAUUCCAUGGAGGCAAACAAUGAUGAGGAAAUACUACAAUCUAAUCUUAAAAAGUCAAGAAAAUGAAGAGACAAGAGCAUUUAUGGAAGAAAGCUUCAGAAACAGUCUUAAAAUGGUGGAAGACUUACUUGCUAGUGCUGCUCAGAAAGAAAGUGCAGAAGCUGCUUCUAACAUUCUUGAUGUGGCAGACAACACUCAAAGCAAUACUGACGCUUCUUCAGCAUCGAGUACAAGCACAUGUGUACCAAUAAUUCUUGAUCCUAAAAGGGCUGUAGCAAAAGGAAGAAGAAAGAGAGCAAAAGGAGGACUUGAAAAAAGCAAGAGAAAAAGAAAACCAGCACUGCCACCUCCAAAUUCAGAAUUUGGAUCAAAGACACCUAACUUACGACUCUUUUAA